GCACCCAGCGCAAGCAGCGUCGUCGGCCAGAAAAGGAAAGAGCGGAGGAGGAAAGUAUGCAACCCGGCUGGCAUAGAUGGCGCAGUUGUGCCGAGCUGCACCCACGGCGCCUCUCCUUCUCCUUUUACUUUGUUUUGGUUUCACUUCGCGGAUGCAGAUUUGGAAGAGCAAAGGAUGAAUGAUACUUACAUUCCAUGGCGAUUGGCAACUUAGUUUUGUGACCACCCUGAUGUUGACCUGAAAGGUCUCUUCAAAAAUGGACGAAAAUUUGUUUCAUGCCUCUUACGAUGUGGAUUAUGAACCGAGCACUUUCGGUGAUCACAGAAGUGCAUCUCCAGUUCAACCUUCGUUCCCGGAACGAUCCCCGUCACCUGCAAUCGACGAAGUAAACGAGCCUGAAGAAAACUCCUCCAAGUCCCGGGAGUCUCCUGUGAACCUCAGCCGACCCUCACCUGCGAGCACUGAAGAAGAAAAAAAGGCGGAGGAGGAAUCUCAUUCCCAUUCAGGAAACCAGUCUGCCUUUGCCAGAGGAACCAACACUUACAUCGGAUGGGUUUCUGCGAAAGGCCACACAACUCCUUUUCCACACAACAAACGCAAAGGCAGCAGCAGUAGUUCUUCGGACGAUGACGAACAACGAAUGGCUCGACCAGCUUAUGCAGCAACUCAAGUUACCAAAACUGUGCUUUUCGGCCGCGUCUGCCUUAUAAUUGCUGGAGUCUUCUUUGUGUGGGUCUGCUAUAACAUUACGAUGUACGUCAUUAAUCUUCAUUGAGAUGAGAAUUGAUGCUUUUACUGUCAUCGGGAACCAACAAGGAAGUUUUUAUUUUUAAGACAUUUAAUUUUUGUUAGUAUUAAUGCUCAAAAAUUUAAUACCUCAUUUCAAUAUACUUAAUAUACAAUGAUAUUAUACAAUACUAACAAGACUGACUUAUAAAAUUGAAAUUAGUCGCAAAUUAUAUAUCAGAAAAAGCGACGGGAAGCCAAGUGAAAUAAAAUUUUAUUACCAUCUAUUAUUAAUUAAAAUAAAGCACGGUCAUGAAUUAUUUUUUUAACAAAAAAAAUCAGAAAAGAAAUAAGCAAUUUUUUUAUAUUAUUUUACUUUCAAAUCAAGUCACGGGUUAAGAAGUAACUUAAGGGUUUGCUAAUUCUGACGCCAUUAAAAAAUCAAUUAUAUUUACAGAAAAACACUAAAUUACAAAGUUGUUUUAAAUUAGGGCUAAUGCUGUUUUUAAACAAACCUCCCACCGCCCUCUGUUGAUGGUAAUUAAACAAAUUAAAUAUAACGCGGAGACUUAAAUUUUAACCAAAACUAAUUUAGUUUUUUUAGAAUCAUUCAUGCUCGACAUAUUCUUAAAAAGUUUGUAUUUUUGUAAAUAUAAGUUAAAUUGUACCAAAUUAAACUUUAAAUUCAAUUCACUUUGCAUGGAGUGUUAUUAUUUUUGCUAUUUUUUCUAGAUCAUCUUUCACAUUAAAUUUAAUUAAGUUAUUUUUAUACAUAGACAUGUUUCAUUGUAAAAGCGGUAAUAUUUGAAAAUGAAAUUAGAAAAUGACAGAAAUAAUUUUUUACAUUCUGCCACUACUCUUUUAUAUUUUUAUAUUUCCCGCCGAAAUUAUUAGUGUUAGACGGUCUGCGCUUUUUAUAAUAGUGGCGGCAUCCACACCCCACCCAGCGCCCCGCAUCAAGCAAAUAAAUUUUGACGUUUCUUUUUUACUUUGAAGACAAAACGGCGUUAUAAUAAGCACUUAGCCUUGUCCACGAGGGGCAGUAGGGGCACGAGGUUUAAUCUCUCAAAGAAUAUGGACCAGCCAACAGCACCCUAUGAAGCUGAGGAUGGAAUAAUAACGCUGGCCCCUCCGCCGUACAACGAGGCUAUAGGUAGCAGCUGCCAGCCUGGCGUCAUCGGAUGGAAUGUUCCGUCAACCUCGGACAUUGGAGGAUUUGGAGGAAGCUCCCCCCAGCCCCACGCCUAUUCUGCGGUGACGAUCAGCCGACCAUCGACAAACCAUAACAACAAAGACGAUGGAUUUUCUGGAUUUUUGUCACAAAAUCAGCCAGGCACCGCCUCGACAAGUUUGCCUUCGGUGCCUAAACGCCACCACCUAAGAAGAAGCAGUACUUCUUCCUCGGAUGACCAUGUACAAAGGGGUAAUCGAACGACGCAAGCAUCACCUGAAGUGUCCCAGUGCGGUGGCAUAUGUCGCUUCUUCCUCAUAGUUGGUGCCAUUAUACUUGCUUGGUGGUGCUAUGCACUUUUGAUGCUCCAUCUCGUUCCUUAACGAGGAAGUGAAUAGAACUUUUUCCAAUUUUUACAAGUAUAUUAUAUUAAUUACUGCCUCCACUAUACAUGAUGUAACAGAGACUGAACACAGAACUGACAUAAAAAUUAUUCAAAUAUACUGCCAAUAAGAGUAAAAUAAAGCAAACGCUGCGUAUAAACAAUUUUUAUAAAAAUUCACAAGAAAAUUAAAAACAUAUUGACUGAAU
Messenger RNA from Neocloeon triangulifer, 2488 nucleotides. RefSeq lists its product as uncharacterized. The transcript has 7 exons. The record is from RefSeq and is a predicted model, not a curated record. The coding region runs from base 1801 to 2280 and encodes 159 amino acids. NCBI's taxonomy places the organism in Eukaryota, Metazoa, Arthropoda, Insecta, Ephemeroptera, Baetidae.